Messenger RNA from Abrus precatorius (Indian licorice), 1580 nucleotides. RefSeq lists its product as uncharacterized. NCBI's taxonomy places the organism in Eukaryota, Viridiplantae, Streptophyta, Magnoliopsida, Fabales, Fabaceae. Gene Ontology annotation, molecular function: nucleic acid binding. Gene Ontology annotation, biological process: regulation of ribosome biogenesis. Gene Ontology annotation, cellular component: nucleolus. The transcript is spliced from 11 exons. The coding region runs from base 102 to 1214 and encodes 370 amino acids. The record is from RefSeq and is a predicted model, not a curated record.
ACCCCUAACAGUGAGAAGGAGUUGGUGGGUUUGAGUUUGAAAGAAGGCAUUAGAAACAGAAGCAGAAGGAAAAGCAGAGGCAGAGCGCAGUAGGAAGAGGCAUGGCGGCGCCCGAAUCCCCUCUCUGUUACGUCGGUGUCGCCAGGCAAUCCGCUGCUUUUCGCCUCAUGAAACAAAUGGGUUGGGAAGAAGGAGAGGGUCUCGGAAAAGACAAACAGGGAAUCAAAGGACAUGUUCGAGUCCAAAACAAGCAAGACACUAUUGGUAUUGGCGUUGAGAAGCCUAAUAAUUGGGCGUUUGACACCACUCAAUUUGACAAUAUUCUCAAGAGAUUGAAAGUUCAAGCGCCACAAUCACAUGACACAGAAAUAGAGAAAAACGCAGCUAAGGUAGAAACCGAAGCUAGUGUUGCUGUCGAUAAUCAGGAUUCUGUCUCCAAAGCUACAAGACCACAAGGAAGAUACAAGAGAAGAGAGAGUGGGAAGCUUGUCUCUCAAUAUUCCUUGAAGGAUCUCGAAGGAAUUCUUGUUAAAAAGGGUGACAUAUCUGGAGGUAAUAGUAAUUCUGAUGGUGAACUUGACUUAUUAAAGACAUCUGAAAUUCAAACUUUUGAAGAUGAAGGAAGCACAUAUCCUGGUAUACCUCUGGACUGGUGGGGCUACAAGUAUGGUUUUGUAUCUGGUGGAUUUCUUGGAGCAGAAUCAAAGAAGAGAAAGUCCUUGAUGUCUGGAAGUGCCAAAAAUAUGGCAGAGAGAACUGCAUUUUUUGAAGAAGAUCAAGAAAACCUUUAUAAGCUAGUCCAAGAGAAAUCCACAACAGGAAAGCAAGGACUAGGCAUCAGGGACAGACCCAAGAAGGUAGCUGGGUGCUAUUUUCAGGGUAAAAAGACAUCCUUUGAUCAUAGUGAUGAUGAAGAUUCUGGUGACACAGAUUCCCUGGAAAAACGAACACAUGAUGAUUUAAUUAAAGUAGAAAAGAUUGUUGAAUGCAAAGUGAAGUUGAAAAAGUUGUGCAAACAGAUUUUAAAUCGGGUGCCUGGAGAAUCGUUGAAACUGAAACAACUUAAAGUUCUUAUUGAUGAACAUUCAUCUUCAAUUUUGUCUGGCUUUUCUUCAAAGAGAGAGGCUGUUGCUUAUUUGAAACAAAAACUGACAGGUAGUAGGAAGUUUUGUAUCGAAGGGAAAAGAGUGCGAUUGGCAUCUAAGAGAACCUGAAAUUUUGAUACCUCUUUUGCGGCCUUUUCUAAUUCAGUAUAUUUUCUCACAGCUGUGCGAAUAUGCAGAUUGCAGCAAGAGUUUUAGUUUAGGCAAAUUUUCAUUCGUUGGCUUCAUCAACGUAUGUUGUAGUAAUUAAAUAACAUUUUAUGAAAUUUAGAUUUAUUUUUUUUGGUUGUAAGUUAAAAUUCUGGUAAGUGCUUGUCCCCUGGAUUGGAUAUUAAAAUUAUCUGUGUACUCAUAUAGGAAUAAUGAAUGUCCAUGGAAAUGUCAACAUGGUUUCUUUACUUGAACACUUUAACAUUUCUCAUCUUAUUAAGAAUCUUGAUUGUCGAUCAGAAAAAAUAAAUAAAAAUGUUUUUCUUU